AUGGCCACUGCAGCCCUCAUCAGCCCAAACACCCCCUACUAUCCACACCACUCGCCCUCACCGUACUCGUCUGGCGGCUACUACCAACAACAGGGACCGCAACAAGAACAACAACAAGACGCGUCACAAAACCGCGGUCCCGGAAACGGCCACGCCCACAUCCACAGUCACUCUCACGGUCACGGUCACGGUCACGGUCACGUACAAAUAUCACCGUCCAGUACAGCGGCUGGAAUGAUUUCGCCAGUCGAUUCGCGCCGUACCUCCGACGACCACGACAUGUCGGGCCACCGCCAGUCUCUUCCCUCUCUCAAAGAGAUUAUUGGCAAGACUACCUCUUCGAGUUACCACCACCCGUCGUCGGCGCCACCUAGUGGACCUCAGCAUGGGCUGCCCUCUCCUUUCUCGACAACGGCCCCACCACGGCCUUUCCCAGCCGAGUCCCCCAGCGACAUGCAGCAUUCGCCUCGAUCACUGCACCACCCGGCUUCUAUCCCACCGCCUCCUUCGUCCAUGUACAACCAACGACCAGAACCAACAACGACAUUUCCCGCGCCACCACGUCCGCCGCUUCCCGGCCGAGCACAUGGUACCCCUCCGCCGAAUGCAGAGUCUCACCAGGGCGGGCAGCCACCGUCUUCGGUUCAGUCUUUGAUUAAUCCACAGCACCCGGCACAGCAUGUGCCGCACUAUCCUCACUCGUCGCAACAGCAGCGCCACCCUCAGGAUCAACCUCCUUCGCAACUCCAAUCAUACCACCACCAAGGCCCAGCGCCACGUGAUGCUCGGUCUGCUCACGGCGACAGCCCACCAUCAUACCAUGCGUAUCCGAAUGCGCCUGCCCAGCAACCGCCAUACCCAUCACACGCGGCCUCCCAACAUCCUCUGCCACCCCCGCCGCCUACGCAGGGCCACAUGUCAUCAUCCCACUCAGCAUCGCCUCACCAUUCAGGGCCUCCAUCGUUGCCGUCUCCCUUCGAGUCACAUCAGCAAACCUUGAUGCAUGAGCCUCCCGUCGACUUGAACCGGUCACGGACACGGUACGAUCAGGCAGUCUCCCGGCACUUUGAAUCUUGGAGCUACACGGAGUAUCUCGCACGGAUUGGAAGCAAUUCACGGACAAUAUACAACUUCGCUGAGGCCUUUGGCAGUAUCGCACGGGAAGAGCACGGGCCGCACCCGAUGCCGGGGCGCAUGCCGAGCGACCGCGAAGUUUGCGAAAUGAUCAGCAAUGCAGAGUGGCUGAAAACGAUGCUGGAAAGCCUUCGCCACAUGGUCCAGAACACUGUCAGUGAAGGCAACUCUGGACCUGGCAGCGGAAAUGCGAGUGGCCCUUCCAGUGGCAGUAGCGGCAGGCAGAAGCCUGCAAAUCUGGAUGACGCGGACAUGCCAAUGUACAGCGAACCCGGGCAAAAGCCGUACGGCAUGGAGGUGAAGAAGAGACGAGGCAGAGCUGCACCGCCUGGAAGAUGCCACAGCUGCAACCGCAUCGAUACACCCGAAUGGCGGCGGGGACCUGAUGGUGCCCGCACGCUCUGUAACGCAUGCGGUCUUCAUUAUGCAAAGCUUGAGCGCAAGAAGCAGUUGGAGAGUCGGCAAAUUCGGCCCAAACAUCCAGACGACCGACGCUGA
Sporothrix schenckii 1099-18 is the source of this 1632-nucleotide messenger RNA. RefSeq lists its product as uncharacterized. The record is from RefSeq and is a predicted model, not a curated record. Lineage: Eukaryota; Fungi; Ascomycota; Sordariomycetes; Ophiostomatales; Ophiostomataceae. Gene Ontology annotation, molecular function: sequence-specific DNA binding; zinc ion binding. The transcript has 3 exons. Gene Ontology annotation, biological process: regulation of DNA-templated transcription. Bases 1 to 1632 code for a protein of 543 amino acids.